CAAUUUUGCGUUCACAGCGCAAGAAAGAGGAACCAACACAGCAGCAUCCACCAUGCUCGACGCAGCGGCCGAGAUCAUCGUGACGGUGGCGGCGGCGGCAUCGUCUAAUACGUCCAUCACAAACACAAGCUUAGGUGCAGGGUAUGCAUCGCCUAGCAGCAACGUGGCGGCACUGCGCUUCAUCUUCACGGUGCUCUCGAUCCUCGGGUGCGCGGUUGUCGUGCUUAGUUACAUCAUGUUCCUUCCGCUGCGCAAGGGUUCAAAUGCAUUGGUCGUGUCCAUCGCCAUCUUCGCCAUGGGCAUGCACAUCACAAUGUUCGCCCAGACGGGGUACAAGGGUCCUCUGGCCGAGAACGUCGACUGCGACGUGUCUGUUGCCGCUCUUACCCAGUUCUUUGUGCUAGGCCAAGAGAUCUACCUCUUCACCAUGAUCCUGGACCUGUACUCGACGACGCGCAACCCGUUCACGUUCACGCGGCCGUCGUUGUACCAUGUGUUCGUCCUUUCCGUGUCCCUGCUCGGCGCGUACUUGUUUUCGUUGAAUUCGCGCGCGAUUGGGUUUGCCGAGCUCGGCGUGUGCUGGUUCCAGUCCAACGACGACAACGCGUCCGUGUGGCUGCACAUCUACUUUGUGGCGCCCCUGGCGUUUCUCUACGGCAAAGGGUUCAUGCUGUUCAUCGUGGCGCGGAACCGCAUCCAAGACGGGUACGACGACAUCACGACGUCCGCCGCGCGCAUCUUGAGUCUUCGCCACAUGCGCGUGUACAUUGGCAUGUCGGCACUGUAUUGGAUCGUCAUGGGAGUCGGGUCCAUCGCCAUCUUGUUUUGGCUUCCCCUCGACGACCACUCAAUCCCUUCCUCUCGGCGGAAGACGCAAGUGUUCUACGAGUUCUGGAUGCUCGGUCUCUCCAUCAAGGGCACGGUCGUGUUCGUCCUGUACACGUACCUGAUGAAGCUGCCCGCGGUGUACGCCAUGUGGCGGCAGGGCUCGUACGACGACCUCAUGAACGUCCAAGGCGUGCACUGGGUGCUGCGCCGCGACGUGCUGUACUUUGCCCGCAUGGGCAUUUGCGAGUCGAUCUCGUCGGCCGUGGAGUGGAUCCCCGAAGGUCCAUCAGCGUACGCCGUUCGAUCCCUUGAGCUCGUAGGUCGCCAUGAGUCCCACAAAGCUCUCUUCCAUGAGUUCGAAGCCGCUUCUUUCGCGGUCGUGCGAUCCCUCUCUGGCAUCACGGCGGAUGCACUUGGCCUCAGUAUGCGCGUACACACGCAGGAGCGGUUCAGUGAGGGCAAAAGCGGCGCGUUCUUGUACUACACUGGCGACCAAAAGUUCAUCGUCAAGACGUGCACAGAGGCCGAGCAGGGGUACCUGAUGCAGAUCCUGCCGUCGUACAUCGCCCACCUCCAGAUGUACCCCAAUUCAUUCCUGUCGAGAUACGUCGGAUGCUACGAGCUGGUCGUGUACGACCAAACGAUUCGGUUUAUUGUACUGGCCAAUAUAUUGCAAAAUCCAAGUGUCGUCGUGGACGAGUUUUACGACUUGAAGGGGUCGUGGGUGGGCCGAUACGAGAACCCCCAUGUAUUGGGCGUGCGAAAGGUGUGCAAGUACUGCGGAAAGGAGUUUGUGGUGGGGAUGACCCAAGAAGUGUGUGCGAUGAACCCCAGUCGAAAGCAAGGCCACGUCCAGGACAUUUGCGGCAAGGACUUGAACUGGGGCGCGCGCCAAAUCUCGCUCCAUGAGGACUUGGCCGACGCGAUCGCGGACCAACUAGCGACCGACUCUGAGUAUUUACGAUCGAUCAACUCGAUCGAUUACUCGCUCAUUGUGGGGCUGCACACCACCCCCAUCCCCCCCCCUUCUUCGACUUCAUCCCCAUGUUUAUCGUCCCUAUCUUCGCCCCAUCUUGUUCAAGACACUGCUCCACCGUCGCAUGAUCCAUACGACUUGACUCUAUUGGGGCUACAGAAAAAGAAGCCACCCCCCCCCCUCCCAACCUAUACAAACUCCCACGUGUACUCGCCGACGACGACGACGACGACGACGACGACCCCCAACCCCUCGUCGGCCUCCACUGGGGUUGUGUACCACCCCAUCACAUCGACCAAAGCCGCCGCCUCCAACCAGCAGCAGCACUUGCAGUCGUCGCCCGUGGGGGGACCUCCUCCCCCUCUGGCAAACCACCACAACGAAUGUGUCGUGUACAUGGGUAUCAUUGACAUUUUGACGCCGUGGAGUGUUCGUAAACAGAUGGAGCACUGGGUCCGUGUCUAUCUGCAAUGCCUCGACCGGCUCGGCAUCUCAUGCGUCGAUCCCAAGUAUUAUGCGCAACGUUUCCGAGACCGUGUAAUCAACACCGUGAUCCGGGGAGGGGGAGGACCGGCACCACCUCUGGACGACCACUACUCGAGUAGUACUACCCCAAAUCAACAGCUACCCCCGAACCGACUCAACUUGAAACUGCUGACGUCCCAAGGUCCUACUGGUGAUAUCAUAGGAUAUAUGACAUCGGGGCGAAGUACCACGACGUUGGUAGCGAGUGACUUCACGGGGUCCCAUUUUGUAUGGGAACAUCAACGGCCGUCCAGCUCCAAGUCCAACUUGAGUUCGUUUCCGAGUCUCCACAGCACCCAAAGCCAAGGCCCCCCCCCUCCCAUGCGAUAAAGUUGGUUGGUGUACUAGUUUGUAGUAGUUGUUAAUCAUACCCAUGCAAGUAGGAAAAGAAAUACUACCCAGUCGUUG
This is a messenger RNA of Aphanomyces astaci, 2737 nucleotides long. RefSeq lists its product as hypothetical. The record is from RefSeq and is a predicted model, not a curated record. Gene Ontology annotation, molecular function: phosphatidylinositol kinase activity. Bases 53 to 2659 code for a protein of 868 amino acids. Gene Ontology annotation, biological process: phosphatidylinositol metabolic process. Lineage: Eukaryota; Oomycota; Saprolegniomycetes; Saprolegniales; Verrucalvaceae. The transcript has 6 exons.